AUGUUUCUAAAUAUAUUAAGAUUAACACCACCUGGUGGUGGUCCUGCUCCAUUAAUAAAGAAUAAGGCUAUUAGGCAAUGUUAUGGUCUAAUGUUUUUGAAUAUGUUUAUAACUAUAUGGAGUAUAUUUUCAAUAUUAUAUAGUAAAUUUUUAAACUCUCACUUCGGAACUGAAAUAUCUGCAUAUUUAUCUGUAGUAUUUGUAAUGGGAAGUAUAAGCUCUUAUUUUUUUUCAAAACUUGGUUCACGUAAAUAUUCUAGUGAUACAGAAUGGUCAAAAAUACUAAUAUUAAUACUAAUAAUUAACUUAAUACAAUAUGGAGCUAUUGUUUGGGGAUGUUGGAUACUAUAUAAAGUAUUUAUGUCUAGACAUUUAAUUGGUACUAAAAUGUACUAUUAUUUUAUUUUUUCAAGAUGGAUGUAUAGUACAUUAUUUUGCUUAACUGCACUAUACUCAUUUUCAGUUAUUCUUACUUCACUUACUUAUAGUCAAUUAUUAAUAUCUUUAGUGAAUCAAAGGAUAUCGUAA
Cryptosporidium muris RN66 is the source of this 528-nucleotide messenger RNA. RefSeq lists its product as uncharacterized. The transcript has a single exon. The coding region runs from base 1 to 528 and encodes 175 amino acids. NCBI's taxonomy places the organism in Eukaryota, Apicomplexa, Conoidasida, Eucoccidiorida, Cryptosporidiidae. The record is from RefSeq and is a predicted model, not a curated record.